Dimorphilus gyrociliatus is the source of this 262-nucleotide messenger RNA. Lineage: Eukaryota; Metazoa; Annelida; Polychaeta; Dinophilidae. The record is from the annotation of a GenBank genome assembly.
AAUGAGAUUCUUCACGGCAGAGAAACUGCUGGAUGAAUGGGAAGAAUCCAUCACUAGGGAACUGGAAGACGGAGUAGCAGAAACCAGAAGAAAAAUAAAGAAGUAUCUGACAAUGAUUGAGAACGAUUAUUCACCUAAAGCUGAUAACAGGAAAGGAAUGGGCUUGAUUAAUGAAAUAAGAAAAGUAGAUGUUGAAGCACACAUAAAAAACAUAUACAUAGGAGCAGUGGGAAACAUGUCUGAGAAAAAUGGUAUUACAUAA